This is a messenger RNA of Monodelphis domestica (gray short-tailed opossum), 12790 nucleotides long. RefSeq names its product mucin 4, cell surface associated (gene MUC4). The record is from RefSeq and is a predicted model, not a curated record. Gene Ontology annotation, biological process: cell-matrix adhesion. Gene Ontology annotation, molecular function: ErbB-2 class receptor binding. NCBI's taxonomy places the organism in Eukaryota, Metazoa, Chordata, Mammalia, Didelphimorphia, Didelphidae.
AUGUCUCCUGGAGAUAGUCUUCAAGGGAACUUCAUUAGAAACUGCAGUGUGGAUCGUGACUUAAACUUAGAUCCUGACUCUUCGACUAUAGGGAGCACUGCUACACAGUCAAGUACUUUACAAACAGCAAAUCCUUCCACCAGCCUUCUCACCACUUCUGGAUCAACAACAGGAACUUCUCAGGCUCCUUCCACUCAGGGGACAGAGAGCACCACUGCUGGACCAACCACUGUCAGUCAACAGCCAGGAGCCUCCACUCAGACUACAGACACUCAGAAGACCACAACCUUGGAAACCUCCUCACACAAUUCUAUUCAGACAACAGCUGAAUCCAUAACCUCUACUCCAGUGAUCACAACACUCUCUCAGCCACGAAGUACAGAUUCAACUCCCACAACACUUUCCUCCUCUGAAGGAAGCACUGCUACAGAGUCAACUACUUUACAAACAACAACUCCUUCCACCAGCCUUCUCACCACUUCUGGAUCAACAACAGGAACUUCUCAGGCUCCUUCCACUCAGGGGACAGAGAGCACCACUGCUGGACCAACCACUGUCAGUCAACAGCCAGGAGCCUCCAUUCAGACUACAGACACUCAGAAGACCACAACCUUGGAAACCUCCUCACACAGUUCUAUUCAGACAACAGCUGAAUCCAUAACCUCUACUCCAGUGAGCACCACAGUCCCUCAGUCAGGAAGUUCAGGUUCAACUCCCACAACUUUUUCCUCCACCAUAGGGAGCACUGCUACAGAGUCAACUACUUUACAAACAACAACUCCUUCCACCAGCCUUCUCACCACUUCUGGAUCAACAACAGGAACUUCUCAGGCUCCUUCCACUCAGGGAACAGAGAGCACCACUGCUGGACCAACCACUGUCAGUCAACAGCCAGGAACCUCCACUCAGACUACAGACACUCAGAAGACCACAACCUUGGAAACCUCUUCACACAGUUCUAUUCAGACAACAGCUGAAUCCAUAACCUCUACUCCAGUGAUCACAACACUCCCUCAGUCAGGAAGUACAGGUUCAACUCUCACAACUUUUUCCUCCACCACAGGGAGCACUGCUACAGAGUCAACUACUUUACAAACAACAACUCCUUCAACCAGCCUUCUCACCACUUCUGGAUCAACAACAGGAAUUUCUCAGGCUCCUUCCACUCAGGGGACAGAGAGCACCACUGCUGGAUCAACCACUGUCAGUCAACAGCCAGGAGCCUCCACUCAGACUACAGACACUCAGAAGACCACAACCUUGGAAACCUCCUCACACAGUUCUAUUCAGACAACAGCUGAAUCCAUAACCUCUACUCCAGUGACCACAACACUCUCUCAGCCACGAAGUACAGGUUCAACUCCCACAACUUUUUCCUCCACCACAGGGAGCACUCCUACAGAGUCAACUACUUUACAAACAACAACUCCUUCCACCAGCCUUCUCACCACUUCUGGAUCAACAACAGGAACUUCUCAGGCUCCUUCCACUCAGGGAACAGAGAGCACCACUGCUGGACCAACCACUGUCAGUCAACAGCCAGGAACUUCCACUCAAACUACAGACACUCAGAAGACCACAACCUUGGAAACCUCCUCACACAAUUCUAUUCAGACAACAGCUGAAUCCAUAACCUCUACUCCAGUGACCACAACACUCUCUCAGUCAGGAAGUACAGGUUCAACUCCCACAACACUUUCCUCCUCUGAAGGAAGCACUGCUACAGAGUCAACUACUUUACAAACAACAACUCCUUCCACCAGCCUUCUCACCACUUCUGGAUCAACAACAGGAACUUCUCAGGCUCCUUCCACUCAGGGGACAGAGAGCACCACUGCUGGAUCAACCACUGUCAGUCAACAGCCAGGAACCUCAACUCAGACUACAGACACUCAGAAGACCACAACCUUGGAAACCUCUUCACACAGUUCUAUUCAGACAACAGCUGAAUCCAUAACCUCUACUCAAGUGACCACAACACUCUCUCAGUCAGGAAGUACAGGUUCAACUCCCACAACACUUUCCUCCACUGAAGGAAGCACUGCUACAGAGUCAACUACUUUACAAACAGCAACUCCUUCCACCAGCCUUCUCACCACUUCUGGAUCAACAACAGGAACUUCUCAGGCUCCUUCCACUCAGGGAACAGAGAGCACCACUGCUGGACCAACCACUGUCAGUCAACAGCCAGGAACCUCCACUCAGACUACAGACACUCAGAAGACCACAACCUUGGAAACCUCCUCACACAGUUCUAUUCAGACAACAGCUGAAUCCAUAACCUCUACUCCAGUGAUCACAACACUCCCUCAGUCAGGAAGUACAGGUUCAACUCUCACAACUUUUUCCUCCACCACAGGGAGCACUGCUACAGAGUCAACUACUUUACAAACAACAACUCCUUCCACCAGCCUUCUCACCACUUCUGGAUCAACAACAGGAACUUCUCAGGCUCCUUCCACUCAGGGGACAGAGAGCACCACUACUGGACCAACCACUGUCAGUCAACAGCCAGGAACCUCAACUCAGACUACAGACACUCAGAAGACCACAACCUUGGAAACCUCUUCACACAGUUCUAUUCAGACAACAGCUGAAUCCAUAACCUCUACUCCAGUUACCGCCACAGUCUCUCAGUCAGGAAGUACAGGUUCCACUCUCACAACUUUUUCCUCCACCACAGGGAGCACUGCUACAGAGUCAACUACUUUACAAACAACAACUCCUUCCACCAGCCUUCUCACCACUUCUGGAUCAACAACAGGAACUUCUCAGGCUCCUUCCACUCAGGGGACAGAGAGCACCACUGCUGGACCAACCACUGUCAGUCAACAGCCAGGAGCCUCCACUCAGACUACAGACACUCAGAAGACCACAACCUUGGAAACCUCCUCACACAGUUCUAUUCAGACAACAGCUGAAUCCAUAACCUCUACUCCAGUGAGCACCACAGUCCCUCAGUCAGGAAGUCCAGGUUCAACUCUCACAACUUUUUCCUCCACCACAGGGAGCACUGCUACAGAGUCAACUACUUUACAAACAACAACUCCUUCCACCAGCCUUCUCACCACUUCUGGAUCAACAACAGGAACUUCUCAGGCUCCUUCCACUCAGGGGACAGAGAGCACCACUGCUGGACCAACCACUGUCAGUCAACAGCCAGGAACCUCCACUCAGACUACAGACACUCAGAAGACCACAACCUUGGAAACCUCCUCACACAGUUCUAUUCAGACAACAGCUGAAUCCAUAACCUCUACUCCAGUGACCACAACACUCUCUCAGCCACGAAGUACAGGUUCAACUCCCACAACUUUUUCCUCCACCAUAGGGAGCACUGCUACAGAGUCAACUACUUUACAAACAACAACUCCUUCCACCAGCCUUCUCACCACUUCUGGAUCAACAACAGGAACUUCUCAGGCUCCUUCCACUCAGGGGACAGAGAGCACCACUGCUGGAUCAACCACUGUCAGUCAACAGCCAGGAGCCUCCACUCAGACUACAGACACUCAGAAGACCACAACCUUGGAAACCUCCUCACAUAGUUCUAUUCAGACAACAGCUGAAUCCAUAACCUCUACUCCAGUGAGCACCACAGUCCCUCAGUCAGGAAGUACAGGUUCAACUCUCACAACUUUUUCCUCCACCACAGGGAGCACUGCUACAGAGUCAACUACUUUACAAACAACAACUCCUUCCACCAGCCUUCUCACCACUUCUGGAUCAACAACAGGAACUUCUCAGGCUCCUUCCACUCAGGGAACAGAGAGCACCACUGCUGGACCAACCACUGUCAGUCAACAGCCAGGAACCUCAACUCAGACUACAGACACUCAGAAGACCACAACCUUGGAAACCUCUUCACACAGUUCUAUUCAGACAACAGCUGCAUCCAUAACCUCUACUCCAGUUACCGCCACAGUCUCUCAGUCAGGAAGUACAGGUUCCACUCUCACAACUUUUUCCUCCACCACAGGGAGCACUGCUACAGAGUCAACUACUUUACAAACAGCAACUCCUUCCACCAGCCUUCUCACCACUUCUGGAUCAACAACAGGAACUUCUCAGGCUCCUUCCACUCAGGGGACAGAGAGCACCACUGCUGGACCAACCACUGUCAGUCAACAGCCAGGAGCCUCCACUCAGACUACAGACACUCAGAAGACCACAACCUUGGAAACCUCCUCACACAGUUCUAUUCAGACAACAGCUGAAUCCAUAACCUCUACUCCAGUGAGCACCACAGUCCCUCAGUCAGGAAGUACAGGUUCAACUCUCACAACUUUUUCCUCCACCACAGGGAGCACUGCUACAGAGUCAACUACUUUACAAACAGCAACUCCUUCCACCAGCCUUCUCACCACUUCUGGAUCAACAACCGGAACUUCUCAGGCUCCUUCCACUCAGGGGACAGAGAGCACCACUGCUGGACCAACCACUGUCAGUCAACAGCCAGGAACCUCCACUCAGACUACAGACACUCAGAAGACCACAACCUUGGAAACCUCCUCACACAGUUCUAUUCAGACAACAGCUGAAUCCAUAACCUCUACUCCAGUGACCACAACACUCUCUCAGCCACGAAGUACAGGUUCAACUCCCACAACUUUUUCCUCCACCAUAGGGAGCACUGCUACAGAGUCAACUACUUUACAAACAACAACUCCUUCCACCAGCCUUCUCACCACUUCUGGAUCAACAACAGGAACUUCUCAGGCUCCUUCCACUCAGGGGACAGAGAGCACCACUGCUGGAUCAACCACUGUCAGUCAACAGCCAGGAGCCUCCACUCAGACUACAGACACUCAGAAGACCACAACCUUGGAAACCUCCUCACAUAGUUCUAUUCAGACAACAGCUGAAUCCAUAACCUCUACUCCAGUGAGCACCACAGUCCCUCAGUCAGGAAGUACAGGUUCAACUCUCACAACUUUUUCCUCCACCACAGGGAGCACUGCUACAGAGUCAACUACUUUACAAACAACAACUCCUUCCACCAGCCUUCUCACCACUUCUGGAUCAACAACAGGAACUUCUCAGGCUCCUUCCACUCAGGGAACAGAGAGCACCACUGCUGGACCAACCACUGUCAGUCAACAGCCAGGAACCUCAACUCAGACUACAGACACUCAGAAGACCACAACCUUGGAAACCUCUUCACACAGUUCUAUUCAGACAACAGCUGAAUCCAUAACCUCUACUCCAGUUACCGCCACAGUCUCUCAGUCAGGAAGUACAGGUUCCACUCUCACAACUUUUUCCUCCACCACAGGGAGCACUGCUACAGAGUCAACUACUUUACAAACAGCAACUCCUUCCACCAGCCUUCUCACCACUUCUGGAUCAACAACAGGAACUUCUCAGGCUCCUUCCACUCAGGGGACAGAGAGCACCACUGCUGGACCAACCACUGUCAGUCAACAGCCAGGAGCCUCCACUCAGACUACAGACACUCAGAAGACCACAACCUUGGAAACCUCCUCACACAGUUCUAUUCAGACAACAGCUGAAUCCAUAACCUCUACUCCAGUGAGCACCACAGUCCCUCAGUCAGGAAGUACAGGUUCAACUCUCACAACUUUUUCCUCCACCACAGGGAGCACUGCUACAGAGUCAACUACUUUACAAACAGCAACUCCUUCCACCAGCCUUCUCACCACUUCUGGAUCAACAACCGGAACUUCUCAGGCUCCUUCCACUCAGGGGACAGAGAGCACCACUGCUGGACCAACCACUGUCAGUCAACAGCCAGGAACCUCCACUCAGACUACAGACACUCAGAAGACCACAACCUUGGAAACCUCCUCACACAGUUCUAUUCAGACAACAGCUGAAUCCAUAACCUCUACUCCAGUGAUCACAACACUCCCUCAGUCAGGAAGUACAGGUUCAACUCUCACAACUUUUUCCUCCACCACAGGGAGCACUGCUACAGAGUCAACUACUUUACAAACAGCAACUCCUUCCACCAGCCUUCUCACCACUUCUGGAUCAACAACAGGAACUUCUCAGGCUCCUUCCACUCAGGGGACAGAGAGCACCACUGCUGGACCAACCACUGUCAGUCAACAGCCAGGAACCUCCACUCAGACUACAGACACUCAGAAGACCACAACCUUGGAAACCUCCUCACACAGUUCUAUUCAAACAACAGCUGAAUCCAUAACCUCUACUCCAGUGAUCACAACACUCCCUCAGUCAGGAAGUACAGGUUCAACUCUCACAACUUUUUCCUCCACCACAGGGAGCACUGCUACAGAGUCAACUACUUUACAAACAACAACUCCUUCCACCAGCCUUCUCACCACUUCUGGAUCAACAACAGGAAUUUCUCAGGCUCCUUCCACUCAGGGAACAGAGAGCACCACUGCUGGACCAACCACUGUCAGUCAACAGCCAGGAGCCUCCACUCAGACUACAGACACUCAGAAGACCACAACCUUGGAAACCUCCUCACACAGUUCUAUUCAGACAACAGCUGAAUCCAUAACCUCUACUCCAGUGAGCACCACAGUCCCUCAGUCAGGAAGUACAGGUUCCACUCUCACAACUUUUUCCUCCACCACAGGGAGCACUGCUACAGAGUCAACUACUUUACAAACAGCAACUCCUUCCACCAGCCUUCUCACCACUUCUGGAUCAACAACAGGAACUUCUCAGGCUCCUUCCACUCAGGGGACAGAGAGCACCACUGCUGGACCAACCACUGUCAGUCAACAGCCAGGAGCCUCCACUCAGACUACAGACACUCAGAAGACCACAACCUUGGAAACCUCCUCACACAGUUCUAUUCAGACAACAGCUGAAUCCAUAACCUCUACUCCAGUGAGCACCACAGUCCCUCAGUCAGGAAGUACAGGUUCAACUCUCACAACUUUUUCCUCCACCACAGGGAGCACUGCUACAGAGUCAACUACUUUACAAACAGCAACUCCUUCCACCAGCCUUCUCACCACUUCUGGAUCAACAACAGGAACUUCUAAGGCUCCUUCCACUCAGGGGACAGAGAGCACCACUGCUGGACCAACCACUGUCAGUCAACAGCCAGGAACCUCCACUCAGACUACAGACACUCAGAAGACCACAACCUUGGAAACCACCUCACACAGUUCUAUUCAGACAACAGCUGAAUCCAUAACCUCUACUCCAGUGAGCACCACAGUCCCUCAGUCAGGAAGUACAGGUUCCACUCUCACAACUUUUUCCUCCACCACAGGGAGCACUGCUACAGAGUCAACUACUUUACAAACAGCAACUCCUUCCACCAGCCUUCUCACCACUUCUGGAUCAACAACAGGAACUUCUCAGGCUCCUUCCACUCAGGGGACAGAGAGCACCACUGCUGGACCAACCACUGUCAGUCAACAGCCAGGAGCCUCCACUCAGACUACAGACACUCAGAAGACCACAACCUUGGAAACCUCCUCACACAGUUCUAUUCAGACAACAGCUGAAUCCAUAACCUCUACUCCAGUGAGCACCACAGUCCCUCAGUCAGGAAGUACAGGUUCAACUCUCACAACUUUUUCCUCCACCACAGGGAGCACUGCUACAGAGUCAACUACUUUACAAACAGCAACUCCUUCCACCAGCCUUCUCACCACUUCUGGAUCAACAACAGGAACUUCUAAGGCUCCUUCCACUCAGGGGACAGAGAGCACCACUGCUGGACCAACCACUGUCAGUCAACAGCCAGGAACCUCCACUCAGACUACAGACACUCAGAAGACCACAACCUUGGAAACCACCUCACACAGUUCUAUUCAGACAACAGCUGAAUCCAUAACCUCUACUCCAGUGAGCACCACAGUCCCUCAGUCAGGAAGUCCAGGUUCAACUCUCACAACUUUUUCCUCCACCACAGGGAGCACUGCUACAGAGUCAACUACUUUACAAACAACAACUCCUUCCACCAGCCUUCUCACCACUUCUGGAUCAACAACAGGAACUUCUCAGGCUCCUUCCACUCAGGGGACAGAGAGCACCACUGCUGGACCAACCACUGUCAGUCAACAGCCAGGAACCUCCACUCAAACUACAGACACUCAGAAGACCACAACCUUGGAAACCACCUCACACAGUUCUAUUCAGACAACAGCUGAAUCCAUAACCUCUACUCCAGUUACCGCCAUAGUCUCUCAGCCAGGAAGUACAGGUUCAACUCCCACAACACUUUCCUCCAUCACAGGGAGCACUGCUACAGAGUCAACUACUUUACAAACAGCAACUCUUUCCACCAGCCUUCUCACCACUUCUGGAUCAACAACAGGAACCUCUCAGGCUCCUUCCACUCAGGGGACAGAGAGCACCACUGCUGGACCAACCACUGUCAGUCAAAAACCAGGAACCUCCUCCCAGACUACAGACACUCAGGAGGCAACAACUAUCACCUCAAGCACCUCUCAUAUGUUUCCCACUAUAAUAACAACUGAAUCUAUAAUCCCUCCUGGAAUCACCACAGAACCUCCAUUAAGGGGCACAGAUUCCAGUAUUCCUACUACUCUCAGGUCUUCUUCAUCCACUACAGGUGUUACCUCUCCAAAACCGUCUUCAGCUUUCAUCACAACUCAUGCUUCUUCCACUUUCAGUCUCACAUCUGCUAUUGCCACAAAAGGAACCUUCUCCACAACCACAGAAAGAUCCACUCUUUCCCCAAUCAGAAGUACAAACACAGGAGUCAGUGAGAGCAUUGUUCCUGUAACUAUUCCUUCCUUGAAUCAAGAUCCACUUACCAGCACAUAUGUGUCCAGCACUACAAGCCAGGUUCCUGUACACACAACCACUGCCACAACCCAUUUUGGUUCCUCCAUUAUGGUGACACCCUUUGUGAGUUCUACAGGCCUCUCAAGCACCACAGUUGUUCCAUCAGCAUCAUCCGUGUCCCAACCAUCAACCAAGACAGAAGCUUUUACCUCCAUAGCACCUACCACUGGUCAAAGUCUGGAGCCAUCUCAACAGUCAACCAGGAGCUCUGCCUUUACAGAGACUACAAGUAUCAUUCCAAGUUUGUCUUCUAGUUAUACUAGACCUCCUAGCUCUACAAAAAGUACAUCUACUGCAGUCAUCAACUCCACCUCUUCCACACAGCUCCCCAUUAUCUCAUCCUCUGGAACCACUGUCAUUACAAGUCAAACUCUUUCAUCCACAAAUCACAUCACCAGUCCACCUGUUCGAAGCACAUCUACAUCCAACCUUCUCCAAUCCAGCACAACGAUCCCAAUGACUUCUAAGAAUGCUUCAACUUCCCUUGCACCAGGUUUUCUAUUAUUCCCCUAUGGACAGGACCAAAGAUAUAUCAGAAGAAGAGUGGACUUUACUGUAGGAGUCUUCAAACCUGAAAUUGGAUUUCCCUUUGGUUCAACACUCCGGGAUUUCCUCUAUUUCACAGACAAUGGCCAGAUCAUCUUUCCGCCGUCAGAAUAUGAUAUUUUCUCCUACCCCAAUCCACCUCGCAAUGGCUUUACAGUCAACUACCAUUUGGCCACAGUGGCUGCAUUUUGGGCCGAUGCUGAUUUUUCCAGGGGCAGAGGAGAGAUAUUUUACCAGGAAUAUAGGACAUUCUAUGGGGAAAAAGACAACUUUUUGAAAGAAGUGGAGUAUUGGAUUCAAAAAUGUACUCGUUUCCAGUAUGAGGCCAGAUGGACUCUGAAGAUCACAUGGGUUAAAUCCCCUCCUUACCCAGCCCAAAGAAUAUCUGGGGACAACACCUUCCAGGCCAUCCUCACGACAGAUGGGAGCCGAUCUUUUGCCUUGAUCCUUUACCAGAACGGUGGGAUGCAGUGGGCUGUGCCCCCACCCUCAGCAGCUGAUGCUCUCAUGGGCUUCUCCAGUGGAGAUGGAUUUGUCUUCAAUGAUCCACUGUGGCUCAGACCCCCAGAGGAGAAAUACCGUCCAGAUCAGGUGAAAGGUUCUAAAACAGGCUACAGGGGUUUUCAGAUAUACACAUUACACAAAGAGCAGAGACCCAACUACCGCCUGAAGUGUCUACAGUGGCUGCAUCAGAACUCAAAGAGUAGAUGGAACUGGAACCUGAUUUGUCCUUGCUCCUGGCAGCAGGGCAGAUGGGACCUGCGAUUUCAGCCAAUUAGAAGAGGUGGAAUCAACAGAAAUCUCUGCAGCUUUUCCUCCUGGCAUGGGGGCAUCUGCUGUGAAUAUGGUACCAGGGGAGAGCUUCGAGGUGGCUGGAGUUUCCAGGACCCUUGGAAUCUUGACCAAGAAGCACAGGCUCAAAACUGGUGCUGCCGGUGGAAUGACAAGCCUUUCUUGUGUUAUCUGUACCAGCAGAAGAGGCCUCCUGUCAGCUGUUUGGGGUACAGACCUCCCCGCCCCGCCUGGAUGUUUGGAGAUCCCCACAUCACCACCCUGGAUGGUGCCAACUAUACUUUCAAUGGAUUGGGAGACUUUCAGCUCAUCGAGGCCAAGGAUGGAAACUCCUCCUUCCUGCUGCAGGGACGGACAGCCAAGAUGGAGUCAGCCCAAGCAACCAAAUUCAUUGCCUUUGCUGCUCAAUACCAGUCCAACAGCAUGAACAAUACAGUUCAUUGGUUUCUUAUACCUAAUGAUACAAUCCAGGUUCAACUCAAUAACCAGAAUGUGAAUUUUACAAACAAUAGUGACUUUCCAGAAGAUGAGAAGGUAUACAAUGCCUCUGGAAUUGUGUUGACUCAAAAUGGCUCUAUGAUCUCUGCCAACUUUGAUGGGACUGUGGUAGUCUCUGUGUCUUCAAACUUCAACAUUCUGCAGGCUGUUUCCUACCUACCAGAAGAGUAUCGAAACCACACUAAAGGUCUCCUAGGGGUCUGGAAUAACAAUAUCUAUGAUGACUUCAGGAUGCCCAAUGGCUCCUCCAUUCCCUAUAACAGCUCUGAAGAGGAAAUUUUUCACUAUGGAAUGACCUGGCAUGUUGGCACAAAGAACCUCUUUCCCGACAAGCAUGAUAACCUGACCAGCAACUUCACUCCUGUCUUCCUGUAUCAAUUGGAAAAUAGAUCCCACGACUGGAAUUUUCAAUGUAACAAUAAUAAACAAUGUAUUUAUGAUACUCUGGCCACGGGAAAUCUUACUAUUGGGAAGACCACCAUCUCUGUCUAUGAAAAUUUCCAGAACAUGAAUGGCACCCUCAACCAGUUCCCACCCUCCCUUUAUGGUGACACCGCCAUCCAUGCCUACAUGGGGAAGACCCAGAGAGUGACAUAUCGAAGCGACAAUGCAAAAGCCAUCUUUAUCCUUGGCCAAACCUAUCCUAAUAUCAAUUUAACAGAAAAUGGAACACUGACAUGGACGCCACAAUCCUUGAAACCUUUUAACCUUGAAAUCCUGGUGAGAAGUACGGAAGGCGUAUAUUCUAUGCUGAAGCCCCAGACUGUGGUCUGCAACUGCUCAAAUGAGGACCAGUGUAACUACAGUAAUGGCAGCAGGAUACUCAACUCAUCCCUUGAGGUGGCAGCUUGCCGAUGUAACAGUGAAAUCUCUGGCCAAUUCUGUGACCGUCAAGUUGACCUCUGUGUUGAACUGUGUUAUCCUGGGGUCUCCUGUGAUCCUAUAACAGGAUGUGGACCCUGCCCUCAGAACAUGAGAGGAGAUGGGAGACACUGUGCAAGCUGUGACGUCUUAGAGUGCCCCCAGGGCCAUUGCUUCAACAAUGGAAAAUGCCUUGUGUCCUCCACCUGCGAAUUCAGCUGUAUCUGUCCCCCACCUUUUGUCGAUGACCGCUGCUUCAUAGCUGGGAACCCCUUUUUACCAACCGUGCUUGCAGGCGUUCCUCUGAGAAUCAUCCAGCUCUUGCUCAGCGAAGAUGAAAAGGCUCUUUCAGAAGAUGUCAAUGCCACGGUCACUAAUAUGCUGGAGUCCCUAGAAGUUCAUGCUUUUCUGAAGAACAGUCAGAUUAAAAAAAUCAAUACCACCGGUCCAGGUCAGAAGUGGAAUGUGACUGCGGAAUUCCAGUACCUUCCUGUUGGCUCUGUGAUUGACUUUCUGAAUAAUAGGCUGGAAGAAGCAAUCCUACAGCUCUUCUGGAGAUGGGAUCCACCCUCAGGGAUUUCGAAUCCAAGGAAAAAUGUUACUUUUUCCCCUGUUUCAAGGAAGGAUAUCAUCAGUGUUAAAUCAGUUAAUGUGGAUGAGCUGAAAAAAUACUUCCACUGUAAUGGCAGCUACCCUGGUUACCACCUUGUCUAUGAUGACAAAACCGGCUUCUCCUGUGUCUCUCCCUGUGAUGAGGGCUACUGCAAACAUGGAGGCCUGUGUGAACACCUGCCUAGUGGGCCAAAAUGCAGAUGUGAAUCCUAUUCCAUCUAUUCCCCAUCGGGUGAACAAUGUGAACAUUUGGGCUUACGCCAGGGAGCCUUCUUUGGGAUCCUGUUUGGAACACUGGGCGUCUUCCUGCUGUUGGGAGUUGGAAUCUUCCUGAUUGUUCGAUUCUGGCGAAACUCAGGGAGAUGGGUCACCAACAGUGAUUCUGAGAGAUGAAAAACCUAGAGCCAGCUGUGGCCAAGCCUUACCCCAACCUUACCUUCACAGCUCUAUGUUCUGGUGCUUUGGGAAGAAAGUCAUUGGAAAUUAUUUCGGAUUCUUCAGGGAGAAUGGUUAAUAAAUGAAAGAAAGGACUGCUACAACACAUAUCAACAUACACACGUAUACACAAGCCACAAAGAGAUACCUCCAAUUGGUUAUUUGGAUAAGACCCAACAGGGCUUAUUUUUGGGUAAUGGGCCAAUGCACUUUGGAUGAUAUUUUGCACAUGAAACUCUGUGGGUUUACCUCUGAAUAAAUGAAAUCUAUUUAAAUCAAA